AUGGCCGAGGGAAGAAUUGAAAAGGAGCUUAACAGCGUCACCCGCAACCCCCCUAGCGAGUAUACAGCUACUUCGGAGAAAGAUGCGUUUCACUGGGCAGUAACUAUGCAGGCACCUAUCCAAACCCCAUACGAAGGCCGCGCCCUCCAGCUAUCGGUCUCCUUCCCCGAAGCCUACCCAUUCGAUGCGCCGAAAGUGGCAUUUACCAGCCGUGUCUACCACUUGAACGUGGAUGCGAAGGGUGAGAUUCGCUUGAAUACUCUCCAGGACAAGUGGGCUCCGAAUAUGAAUAUGCAUGAGACUCUGCUUUCUAUCCACAAAUUGCUUAUCGAGCCCAACCCUGCUUCUCCGGCCGAUUCGGAGAUUGAGAAGCUUUGGAAGAGUGAUCGGGAAGCAUACAACCGGAAGGCGAUGGAUACUGUGCGGUGA
Molecule: messenger RNA, 429 nt
Organism: Penicillium atrosanguineum
Lineage: Eukaryota; Fungi; Ascomycota; Eurotiomycetes; Eurotiales; Aspergillaceae
Product: ubiquitin-conjugating enzyme family protein
Exons: 5
Coding region: 1-429 (142 amino acids)
Source: RefSeq, a predicted model, not a curated record